UAAUGCUGUACCAGGGGGUACCCAAAAAAAACCGGAAUUAUUUUUUAAAAGCACUUUAUUUUCACAAAGUAACCUUAUCUCCUUCAAAAUACUGUCCACUACAACUAAUACACUUGCCCCACCGGUGCUUCCGAAAUAAGAAAAAGUCACAAGGAGCCAGGUCAGGCGAAUAAGGUGCGUGAGGCAGCAGAUCCGUGCCAUUUUUACCAGUCUCCUGACUGCCACAAAUCGGGUCUUUUUUGCCGAACACUGUUUCGCAAUCGUCUUCAAACCUCCAAAUUAAAGCACAAGCUCUCGAAUUUUUUCAACAUUUGCAUCGAUUCGGGCAGUUGAUGGACGUCCAGAGGGAGGUUUGUCAUCAAUCGAUACGUCGCCAUUUUUAAAUCGAGCAAACCACUCGUACACCUGAGUUUUUCCCAUAGCAUCAUCUUUGUAACCUAUUUUCAACAUUAA
Messenger RNA from Acanthoscelides obtectus, 453 nucleotides. The record is from the annotation of a GenBank genome assembly. NCBI's taxonomy places the organism in Eukaryota, Metazoa, Arthropoda, Insecta, Coleoptera, Chrysomelidae.